This is a messenger RNA of Phycomyces blakesleeanus NRRL 1555(-), 207 nucleotides long. RefSeq names its product C2H2-type zinc finger transcription factor. Gene Ontology annotation, molecular function: DNA-binding transcription factor activity, RNA polymerase II-specific; RNA polymerase II cis-regulatory region sequence-specific DNA binding. Gene Ontology annotation, biological process: regulation of transcription by RNA polymerase II. The record is from RefSeq and is a predicted model, not a curated record. The transcript has a single exon. Gene Ontology annotation, cellular component: transcription regulator complex; PcG protein complex. The annotation marks the transcript as partial. NCBI's taxonomy places the organism in Eukaryota, Fungi, Mucoromycota, Mucoromycetes, Mucorales, Phycomycetaceae.
UUACCACAGCGCAAAACCCAGAAGCCGUUGGAGGGACCCCACCAUAGAUACCAUUGCAGCCUCUGCCCAAAGACCUUCUCAAGACCAUCUUCACUACGAAUCCACGGCUAUUCUCACACCGGAGAAAAACCCCAUGGAUGCCCCUAUCCUGGGUGUGGGCGCUGGUUUAGUGUCCAGAGCAACAUGCGUCGCCACUUGAGAGUCCAU